Messenger RNA from Salvia hispanica, 3441 nucleotides. RefSeq names its product putative RNA helicase SDE3. Gene Ontology annotation, molecular function: 5'-3' RNA helicase activity; RNA binding. NCBI's taxonomy places the organism in Eukaryota, Viridiplantae, Streptophyta, Magnoliopsida, Lamiales, Lamiaceae. The record is from RefSeq and is a predicted model, not a curated record.
CUCGAUUCAUUUCAAUUUGUUUUAAAUAUGUGUUUGAGAGUGAAGGGGAAAGGGCGUAUUGGAUUGAGCAUUUGAUGUAUCUUCUUAGCUACAUUUCACCAGCUAAUGAAUGAAUAAUUGAAUAUAGUUUCUGCUUAAAUUAGGCAUCUACGGCCAUUGUUAGCCGUUUCUGGGAGGAGAAGGAAUAUAACGAAACCUGCAUGCGAGACAUAUUAGUGUAACCAAAGAUCCUUUUUGCAAAGUUUCUCUCUGCAGUCGUGAUGGGAACAGUUCACGAUAAAUCAGAUGAUGAGUACUCUUAUGUUGGAGACAAAGGGGACAUUGGAUUCAUUGACUUUGAUAAUUGUCAAUCUGUCUGUAGCUACAACCCUGCUGAUGAGAGUGAAAUUGUCAACAUAUCUGUCCCGUUUCCUCUCAUUGAAGGACGAAAGCCUCAAUCUGGAAUCGUAGGAGAAACGAUGUUUGAUUCAGUUACAAUAAGAAACACCACCGACGAGUCCUUAGAUCUGUGGUCUGUGAAGAUUUUUGACUCCAAACCUGAGGAUUCAUUUAAGAUUUCGUUAAUGAAGCCUCCAACAGCUGAUUCUGAUAUGGAAUACAUCCAAGAUUAUAUGGAAUUAGUGGCGUUAGACGACAGAGUGAUUAGACCAAAUCAGGCUUUGACUAUUUGGCUAUCAUGCAAACCGAAGGAAAUAGGUGUGCACUCGGCCGCUAUACACUUCAGUGUUGGCGACGAGGUGAUCGAACGUCUCCUUUUUCUGCUGGCAGAAGAUAGCAUCUCCAAGUCUUUGUCAUCUACAAGACAAUACCAAAGACCUCAGAGAAAGAACCGUAACAUCGCCAAUCAGCAUGCACCUGACGCUGCAUAUGUUGCAGCACGACGCCCUGCUGGGGCUGGGGGCCGGGGCCGGGGCCGGGGCCGGGGUCCAGGUCGUGUGUUCAGAUAUCAUCUGCCCGAGUAUCCUAUUCCAGCGGAAAUCCGUGCCAUGUUAAGCAGACAUGAGAUUCCUGAUCCAGUUGUUGAGGGGCUAACAGUAAAGAAUUAUGGUGCAUUCUUCAAGAAUCUAUUAGCUAUGGAGGAGAUAAAGUUGGAGGAAGAUAUGCAGUCGUAUUACAUGGAGGAUGUCACCAUGAAGAGCAAGAGAGGCCAGAUGCUGUCUCUUGAGGUUCCAGGAUUGGCUGAGAAAAGGCCUUCACUUGUUAGUGGCGACUUCAUAUUUGCCGAGCUUGCUUCUGAUGGUGAAACAUCGAGUCCUCGAUAUCAGGGCUACAUCCAUCGAGUAGAAGCCGAAGAAAUACUGUUGAAAUUUGAUAUACAAUUUCACCGUAGUCACAGAGAUGGUAACCUUUACAAUGUAGAGUUCAACUAUAACCGGACAAAUAUGCGGCGGUUGUAUCAAGCUAUUGAAGUAGCUGCUCAAUCUUUAGAAAGGAACUUUCUGUUCCCAUCUACAAUGUCCAAAGUGAGACUGGGGAAAUACAAAGAACUAACACCAAUAUGUUCCGACCUGAAUGAGGAGCAAAAGAUGGCUGUUAACAUGAUCUUUGUCCAUAAAGGAGGCCCUCCAUAUGUCAUCCAUGGCCCCCCGGGUACAGGCAAAACAAAGACUCUUAUUGAAGCUAUCCUUCAAAUUUACCGUGAAGAUAGAAAUGCCCGUAUUCUAGCCUGUGCACCUUCAAAUAGCGCAGCUGACCAUAUACUGGAUAGGCUGAUCAAUGAGGAAGCAGUUCAGAUUCCUGAGCACGAGAUCUUUCGGCUUAAUGCAUACACACGUCCUUUUGAUGAUGUCAACCCCAGUCACAUCAAUUUUUGCCAUCACGAGGAUUGCAUCUUUGUGUGUCCUCCGUGCAAAGUCCUGGAGCAGUAUAGGAUUAUUGUAUCUACGUAUGCGAGUGCCUCGAUUCUAUAUUCUGCAGGCAUUCAGAGAGGUCAGUUUUCCUACAUUUUUCUAGACGAGGCUGGUCAAGCUUCCGAGCCAGAAGCCAUGGUUCCUAUAUCUCAUCUGUACUCAAGAAAUACCGCAUUGGUUCUCGCGGGAGAUCCUAUGCAGCUGGGGCCUGUAGUUUUCUCUAGAGAAGCUGAAGAAAAUGGACUUGGUACUUCAUAUCUGGAGAGACUUUUUGAGUGUGAACUCUAUCGUAGAGGGGAUACUAAAUUUAUGACGAAGUUGGUAAGAAACUACCGGACACACGAGGCAAUACUGAAACUCCCCUCAGAAAUGUUUUAUGCCGGAGAAUUGAUUCCAUGUGGGGACAAAAAUUCCUCAACUUCCUGGGAAGGCAUAAUUCCGGAUAAGGAGUUUCCUUUACUUUUUAUAGGCAUCCAAGGCUGUGAUGAAAGAGAAGGAAAUAAUCCAUCUUGGUUCAACAGAAUUGAAGCAAGCAAGACUGUGGAGAUGAUUAAAGUUUUGAUAGAGGAAAAAGGGCUUAAAGAGGAAGAGAUUGGGGUUAUUGCACCUUAUAGGAAGCAGGUAAGCAAGAUAAAAGAAGCUCUAGAAUGUCUUGGUAAUACGAAUGUUAAAGUCGGAAGUGUCGAACAGUUCCAAGGACAAGAAAGGAAAGUUAUUAUAGUAUCUACUGUCCGUUCGACUGUCAAACACAACGAGUUUGACAAGGUUCAUUAUUUGGGAUUUCUUAGCAACCCAAGGAGGUUUAAUGUUGCUGUUACGCGAGCCAAAUCUUUGAUCAUAAUUAUUGGGAAUCCUCACAUAAUUUGCAAGGAUCCAAACUGGAACAAGCUCUUGUGGUAUUGUGUGGAAAAUAACUCCUACAAAGGUUGCUUCCUUCCUAAACAAGAGGAAGAGUCUGAACAGGUGGAGGAAGCGUACCAGAGUAAUUGGGGUGAAAAUUAUCAGCCAUCUGAGGAAGCGUACAAAUAUGAUCAGCCAUCUGGAUCUCAAUGGGAUGAAAAUUAUCAGCCAUCUGGAUCUAAUUGGGAUGAACAUGGAGGUGGAUGGCAGCAAGAUCAAUGGGGCGACGACGGUGGUUGGAAUCAACCAUCUGAGGUUCCUUGUGGUGAAGAAGAAAAUAUCAAUCUCAGGCCAUCUGAGGUUCCUUGUGGUGAAGAAGAAAACAUCAAUCUCCAGUCAUCUGAUGCUCCUCAGGCCGAUGGAACCAAUCUCCAGCCAUCUGAUGCCCCUCAGACCGAUAUAACCAAUAUCAAGCCUUUGGAUGUUCCUUUUAAGGACUUUCACAUAAACAAUGAUGUACCAUGGGAGUGACGAAGAAGACCAAGGGUCACACUCUGGAACUUAGCUCAUAGUAUUUUGCUAGAGCAUCAAUGGUUUUUGAAAUUAGACAUUUAUAACCAAUGAACCAUGAUUUUUGGCGGAUCACAAAAUAUAACUGUUUGUAUUCCGUCCUAUGGAUUAGAUUUCAAUAAUGCAGGAAUGCAUUAUCACAAUUCUUGUUAUUUAACAUAUCAUUGAUGCAUUCUCACAA